CCUGGGGGUCAAUUCUCGUUCUGUGAAACGGUGAAAUGAAAACUUUUUUCACGUUUUCAUUGCACUUCCGAUUCGCUUUCAGUGAAAAUAUGAAAAGAAACGUCAAAGUGUUUUCACAUGAAAAAAAGUGGAACGAAACGAAACUUUUCACUUUUUCACAACCCUGACGAUUCUCGCUCUGUGAAACAGUGCAACCAACUGUUAAAAACUUAUCAUAUGUAAAAAAAUUAUACACAGCCUAUUUAUACGUGAAAACAAGAUGGAGAAGAUACCAAGAGGAAAGCGCGCCAGCGAAAACCAAAAAGAGUUUUUAAUAAAUUAUCUAGAAGACAAUGUAGACAUUGCAAACGAUAAGUAUGAAGCCUUUUUAACAUAAACAAACGAAUACCAAUUAUUUAUAAUUAUAGAUUUGUGACAGCAGAUGGUGCCAAAUUUCGCGAAGAAAAGUGGAAAGAACUAGCGGUGAGCCUUAAUGCUCUUGGCGGCACUCAAAAGGAUGGUGCAAAAUGGAAGAAGUAUUGGAGCGAUUUAAAACUUCAUACUCGCACAAAAUAUAGUGCGAUAAGGCAGGCAGAGCAGAGAAGUGGUAUAACGGUUUGAGUCGGGCCAAAGCACUGUCACCACUGGAAGAGCGCAUAAUUAAGAUUACAACUGUGCAGGCAGUCGAUGGUGAUGAAACGGGCGAAGUGGGCUUUGAAGCACUCGACAUGGCAGAAGCUUCUCACAAUCUCGCUGACAUUGUGGAGGAGACAUUCGAAGUUGUUGUGGCUGAAUGCGAGUUAGAUGGUACUGCAGCCGCAACCACAUUGGAAGAUGCAACUACGUGUCCAAUGAUGGGGGCGAGCACCUCAACUGCUGCAGCAAUAAGAGGCAGCACAGCAGCAGCCCGUUCGAGAGGGCGAAAAAGAAAGGCGCAAGCAGAAAACCCUCAGUUAGAAAAAUUGUUUAGGCUAGAGGAAAUCAAGGUAAGGGAAAUGGAGAUCGCCAAUAAUUUAAAACGCGAACAGAUCCAAGCGGUGACGGAGCAGACAGAGGCAAUAAUAGUGGGUACGCAAAUGAAAGAAUGUAUUGUAGAAAAACUACAACAUUUAAUUGAAAUUUUGAGGCGGCCGUGAGAAUGUUUUAAUUUUAGAAACAGCCUUGUCCAUAAGUAUUAGACAAUUUUUAUUAUACCUUUUUC
Rhagoletis zephyria (snowberry fruit fly) is the source of this 1180-nucleotide messenger RNA. RefSeq lists its product as uncharacterized. NCBI's taxonomy places the organism in Eukaryota, Metazoa, Arthropoda, Insecta, Diptera, Tephritidae. The record is from RefSeq and is a predicted model, not a curated record.